This is a messenger RNA of Megalops cyprinoides (Indo-Pacific tarpon), 1447 nucleotides long. It is a transcript of the gene rab9b, whose product is annotated as RAB9B, member RAS oncogene family. The record is from RefSeq and is a predicted model, not a curated record. Gene Ontology annotation, cellular component: lysosome; late endosome; phagocytic vesicle. Gene Ontology annotation, molecular function: GTP binding; GTPase activity. The transcript is spliced from 2 exons. The coding region runs from base 115 to 726 and encodes 203 amino acids. NCBI's taxonomy places the organism in Eukaryota, Metazoa, Chordata, Actinopteri, Elopiformes, Megalopidae. Gene Ontology annotation, biological process: Rab protein signal transduction; retrograde transport, endosome to Golgi.
GCUAAAUCUCAGUUUGUGAGUGUGGUGCACGCCACGACAUCAGUUGCAGUCUGUCCCCGGACAGAAUGAGGUGGCAUUGAACCUGACUGUCCGCCAGCCUGGGAGAGGGCCACGAUGAGCGGAAAGAGCCUGCUGCUAAAGGUGAUCCUGCUGGGCGACGGCGGGGUGGGGAAGAGCUCCCUAAUGAACCGGUACGUGACGGACCGCUUCGACUCGCAGUCCUUCCAUACGAUCGGCGUCGAGUUCCUCAACCGCGACCUUGAGGUGGACGGCCGCCUCGUCACCUUGCAGAUCUGGGACACGGCUGGACAGGAGCGCUUCAAGAGCCUGCGCACGCCCUUCUACCGGGGCGCCGACUGCUGCCUGCUUACCUUCGCCGUUGACGACCUGCAGAGCUUCCACAACUUGGGCUCUUGGAAGAAGGAGUUCAUGUACUACUCAGACGUGAGGGACCCCGACCGCUUCCCCUUCGUGGUGCUUGGCAACAAGGUGGACAAGGGUCCUGAGCGUGAGGUGGGCGAGGAUGAGGCGCGGGCCUGGUGCCAGGAGAACGGGGACUGCCCCUACUUCGAAACCAGCGCUAAGGAUGAUACCAACGUGGGGGCGGCCUUUGAGGCCGCUGUGCGGGAGGUGCUGGCGGGGGAGGACCAGCUGGACCACGCACUACUGAGCAGCGCCAUCGAUCUCCAUGGCAACCGCAAGGCUCCCCGCUCCACAUGCUGCUGAGCCCUAAACCCCUCCUUUCCUGUGCCCCUCUGGCCCCACCCCACCACCCCUCUGCCCCUGCUUUCUGCCUCACACAUCCUUGCGGGUUAAUGUCACCCAGAGGUGUGUUCCAGAAGCACAGGUACUCCUGUAACGGGGCCAGUUGUAAAGGUCUCAAGCGAUUGUGUACCGGUACCAUGUACUAAUUUUUCUUGUAUCGACAGUGUGGCACCACGUGCAUCUCCGCCCCUCUGCUGUACUUGCUGAGCUCUCUGCCUGUGGAGUUUGGGUUAGUUCAAACGCAGCUUUUUUCCCCCUUUCCAGUCCCAGGGCCACACAGUCUUCCUCUGUGUGACUGUGCCCUUCUGCACCUCAUUUUUACAAGAGCACACGCAGUCUGUCCAUGGCACAACAGAUGACUCAUACUUGGAUAGGUUUGCCUUGGAAACAAGCAGGCUCUAGAGUUUCACAAGGACUCUGAUGAAGGCAUCAGCUCGACGCAUUGCCCGCCCAUGGGAUCUGGGUUUGCUGGGAGGAGAGAAAUGUAGAAAUGAUGCACUGUAAUGGGUUAGGGGUUGAGAAGGUUCAGAGGCAGCGCUUGAGGAACACGCGGUGAAUGUGAACUCAAGUCUUUUGGAGUCAAGCUUUAUCUUUGAAGCUUUUUGCUCAUUUCUUUUCCCUGUCUUCUUUAAACAAAAACUAACGAACAAUAAUGGUACGUGUUUUGCAGUACCAUGAUAAU